Messenger RNA from Lytechinus pictus (painted urchin), 2742 nucleotides. Its product is annotated as transmembrane protein 143-like. The record is from RefSeq and is a predicted model, not a curated record. NCBI's taxonomy places the organism in Eukaryota, Metazoa, Echinodermata, Echinoidea, Temnopleuroida, Toxopneustidae. The coding region runs from base 1 to 1680 and encodes 559 amino acids. The transcript is spliced from 5 exons.
AUGGUUAUGAGAGAUUUAAGGGGAAUGAGAAAGAGGAGGGAAAGAGAUCAGAAGUUUCAGGCCCGGCCUCUGCAGCAGCACUGCUACUGCUCUUCAGCUGCUCCUCAAACAAGCACAUCCACACCAUCUGCUUCAUCAUCGUCACCAAAAUCUUCAUCACCAUCACAAUCAUCUACCCAGCCAUCAUCGUCAUCUCAGUCAUCAUCAUCGGUUUCAUCAUCCACCUCCAGCACGACAGCUACCAGCACCCCCACUACAGCAGUAACCCCGUCAUCGGACCCCGCCCAAGAUAAGGCUGUGACCAAGGCAACGAGUAUGAACCCCGUCCUGGAUGUUGGCCCUAAUGACGAGGAUGGCUUCCGGGAGAGAUUCAUCCCUCUCUCCAGACGAUCUCUCAUCAGGGAACUAAUGCAGGAGGAUGACUUUCUUACCGACGCCGAGAGGAGACGGUUUGAGGAGUUUGCCAUCGCCAUGGACAAUGCCAUCAGCAAACAGUACCAUGGUGUCUUAGCAGAACUAAAGCAACUGUUUGAUCCUGUAAACCCAGAUAAGGACACCAUAGCUAACCGAUUACUUGGGAAACGGGAGAAAGAGGACAGUGAGUUCUGGUUGAUGCAGAAACUCCAGGCUCUGAUGGAGAGUGCCAACUUCCAUGAGCUUCCAAGCCAUGUUGUGAAGAAGGCUCUUGAUGAACAUAUGGCAGGAGAAGGGGUUAAUGUUAGCGUGAAUCCAAAGAACUAUCAGACCCUUAGAUUCUGGGCUCUAGGCAAGGAACUACCUGCGGACACCACUCCCUGGUACAAACGUCUGUCAAAGUCGGCCUUCUACAAGGCAUCCAAGAGGUCACCGCCUGCUCCUGUCCACUUCUACAAGCGCAUUGUUGUCGCUGUCAAACCAAAGGGCCAAGACAAGCUCAUGCUAAAGAUGUUUAAAGAGAUACCCACAGGAGCGAUAGAGCAGUUGCUUCCUGAUGGCAAGAUAAAGAUGAGUGGGUUUGAUCAAGGUCUCCUGAUGGCUAUGGCAUCCAUCGGUUCCCUCAGCUUACUGAUGAAAGCUGUUACAUUUCUAGCUGACAUCCAGCUUCAAUGGACACUUAUCGCUGCCACAGCAGCCGGUAUCUUUGGACUUCGUGGGUGGAACAGUUACAAGAAUCGACGUACUAGAUAUAUGAUGCAGCUAUCCAAGACUCUUUAUUUUAAGAACGUUGCCAACAAUAGAGGGCUCCUUGCGUUGGUCGUUGACAGGGCGCAGGAUGAGAGCUUCAAGGAGUGUCUGUUGGCUUAUACCUUCCUGCUCACAAACAGACCUGACACAGUGAGGGAAGCAGCAAACAGAGAUCCAACAAGUCUUCCUCCACUAUUAGGUGGUAUAUCUGGUUCAGCCCUUGAUAAGACCAUUGAACAAUGGGUCCAGGAAAGAACAGGUACCACCAUCAGCUUCAACUCCAAGACUGCCCGCGCAAUCCUGGAGGACUUUGGUAUCCUCUACGCCGAUCAGAAUGACGACCUUGUUGUCCUCCCUCUGGAUGCUGCUGUCUUGGGUCUCCCACGUCAACCAGCUUCCAUGGCAACGAGAACAGAAGAAGUGGAGCUUGAGGAGGGGUACGACAAGAUCUUCAGUGAGGAGGAGAAGACCUACAAGAAAGAAGAAAAAUUACAAAGGAGACAUGGGUGGUCAUAGGCAAAGAUUAGUUUUUAAAUUUUACCGUAAUAUGAAAUAUUAUAUUAAUUGUGUUUGUUAAAUUGUUUCUUUUGCAAUAAGAAGAUAUUUUCUCACGAAGUGAGCGAGGCACCUUAAAAGAAUUACAAUUUUACUACUGUGUCCAAUAUCAGGAAUCCUGUUAUAGAGGCAAUAAGCAUCUUUCACAGUAACUUUCAUUAUUUUGACCGCAAAUGCAAAGAUUGCUAUGGAAAAAAAAAAUGCUUGUUGGACUCCUGCUGGAAAAAUCUAGUUGUACAUUUAGUAAGGUGCCAUAUGCUGAUUCCCACCCCAGGGAAUUAAAAGGAAGGGUUUUGAUAGUACCCUUCCAAGGUUUAGUCUGACAGUAAUGUCUACUUCAGGGACCGCAAUAAAGUCAAAAGACAAUUUGACAGUCGCCAUCAAUGGUUGUACCUGAUCAUAAUAUCUUCAAAGGUGUCAAAGUGUUUGAAAUCUCUUUGCAGCAUAGUCAAUACUUUUUCAAAUACUAAACGUUCUGUGACCUCUCUGACAUGCUUUCCAUGAAAGUGUUUUUAGCAUGACUUUUAAGUAAUAGCUCAUAUUUACCUAGGUAGCCACUUCAGCUAUUAGCUGAUCUUCCAGUGGGCUCUGCAUAACAUAUGUUAUUAUCAUCCCUCCCCAUCCUCAUAAUAUACUGAGUGCUUGGCUAGAUUGCAGAAGGUCCAAUUUUUUGGAAGUCUUUGGUAUGACUUGGCCAGGUAUUGUACUUACGGCCUCCUGCCAUGACAUCAUUUUCCCCCCAAGUAUUCAAGGGAAGCAAGGAGACGUACUCCUAGGAUCACUGCAAAAUGUAUGGCCGGUUUCUGAAGGGGGGGGGGGGGGGAUGCAGCAUCUUAUUCAUUCAGGAUUUGUCAUAUCACAAAUCUUUUUCAAAACAUUAGUAAAUGUACACUACACAUGACUAUAAAGUAUGCUUAUAUUUGUUAGUACUGAUUUUCAUCCUAGAUUUCAUUAAACCAUGUUUGUUUUAUGUGAAUAUGUCAGAACAGAAAUGAUUAAACACGUAAAGUAUUACUGUCGAAA